Messenger RNA from Sungouiella intermedia, 1671 nucleotides. The record is from the annotation of a GenBank genome assembly. Lineage: Eukaryota; Fungi; Ascomycota; Pichiomycetes; Serinales; Metschnikowiaceae.
AUGAAUAGCCCUCAUGGUGAGGAUCCUGCCACCUCCGCUGGAAACGGCCACGACAUUCCUUCCGCAUCGUUCCGCAAGCUUCUCAGCUCGCAUCUGUCCAUCUACAACGCGCUCACCAACCCUGACCUUGACCUCAAUCUCCCUAAUCUUCCUGGCUCUCCCCUGCGCAAUGAGCGUUACACACCGCCACCAUUGGACUUCCCUGUGGCCAUGGAGCCACUAGCAUCGUUCCCACUGUGGCUGCCUAUAAAUAUGGUCCCCGAGGGCAAGGAUUUGGCCCUUCAGAUGCUUGCAUCCUCUGCGUCUCCUAGACCUGCUAGUGCAUCUAUUUUAUCCAUCACCUCCGAGGAAGACAACCCUUCGGACUCCAUGGUGGUGGUGCCCUCGCUCAAGAAUGCAACUUCCAAGGUUAUGGUAUUUGAGACCGAUGAGGAGGACGACGGUGACGAGUAUACUUAUGUGGGUAGUCUGAAAUCGGCUUACUUGCACGGUGACGAUAAGACGCUCACAAGUAACAGUGGAAACACGAAGAGGCACGUUUCGGCUCCUAAAAAUCUGCACAGCCUGUUCAUCAUGCCGAAAAUGUCCUUGUCUGAUAGUGGGAAACCCGUGCAAUUGACCAUUCUCAGCACCUGCAAUGAUGCACUUAAAGUCGAAACCCAGGCCAUGAUCGAUUACAUCAAGAACAACAUGGAUAUGCCCCUGAAGGUUCAAGUGCAUCACUUGGUCAUUGCGCAAUCACCUCUGAAGUUCGAUAUUUCGGUGUUGCGCAACUCAAACUUGCUUUUCCUCGUCAAUGAUGGUUCAUUGUUGUUCAUUGAAUUUAUGGACGCUUUGCUCCAAGGUGGCUGCGAAAAUUCGCUUCCAAAACUCACUGUCAUCAAUAUUAUGACGACAAACUACUUCAUCAAUUUGUUCGACAUGAUCAAUAACACCCGUCCGCAUCAGAUUUGGAAAACUCCAUCUCUUAGGAGUACUAAAUUGUUGUGCAAAAUGAAGACGUACAUUGAUGAGGAGUUAAGCGACGGAACCAAAGGUAGACACGCUCAGGAAUUUCAGACUCGUUCUAAGAAGUACACCAGAAACAAAAAGCCUGAAUGCCCCCAGUCUACCACAGAAUCGAGUUCCAUGUAUGACAGCUUGACUCCAACAAGAAAGCCCGACUACAAGUUGAUCGAAAAACAAAUUCGAUCCGAAAUGCUGAUGUCUCUGAGUUACACCAAUAUUGAUCCUUUGCGGUUAUCGUCCAACUUGAGCCAUUUGAGAGCACUUGUGGGCGCAUUCAAGCGAUACUUUAGUUCAAGUUCUUCAAGCCUGGUGCCUGAAGAUAAUGAAGGUCUCGCUAUUAUUCGAAGAAAUAUGUGGCUCAUUUGCAGCUUCUCUGUUGGCAUUGGUGUUGGAGUUACUGUGGCCAGUGGUGCAGUUACCUCACUAGGGAAGGGCCUAAGUGAUCUUGUCAGAAACUUACAACCUGUUCAAACAAGUACUAACGGUACUUACCAGCAGUUAGUGGCUGCGGAAAGUUCUGUGGGAACAUUUGCAACAUCUGAAAUGGCAGAAAAAUUGAUGGACACUGUCAGUGAGUGUGGCUGUCAUAUAUCCAAGGUUGCAGUUGAAAGUAUCCAAAUACUCACUGAUAACACAAUUGUCAACUCAGUUAUUGACUACUGA